This is a messenger RNA of Ramularia collo-cygni, 585 nucleotides long. Its product is annotated as related to dlpA protein. The transcript has 4 exons. NCBI's taxonomy places the organism in Eukaryota, Fungi, Ascomycota, Dothideomycetes, Mycosphaerellales, Mycosphaerellaceae. Bases 1 to 585 code for a protein of 194 amino acids. The record is from RefSeq and is a predicted model, not a curated record.
AUGUGGUCUCCUAAGCGACAAGAAGGUCCCACGAAGAUUGUAGGACCUGCAUAUACCGUCAAAUACGUCCGCAAGAACUACGAGAAUGAACCCAAGCCUGCAGGCCAUUAUAUUGACUCAGUCCCCGAAGGAGCAAUAGUCUUCAUCUCAGCGCCUCCGCGAAUGCCAAAUGCUUGCUAUGGAGGCUUGAUGAGCACGCGAGCUCAGUACUCGGGAGCUGCAGGCACAAUCAUCGAUGGAAGACUUMGUGAUCUUCAGGAGCAUCGUGAUCUCAACUUUCCAGUCUUUGCGAGAGAUGUUGGAACGACUGCUCCGCAAGAAGUGGCCCGCGUCAGCGAAGUCAAUGCACCGGUCCGACUCAAUAGUGAGGAUCAAGACACAAUGAUCCAUCCUGGUGACUACCUGAUUGGUGACAUCAAUGGUGUCGUGUGCCUUCCAAAAGACCUAGCGGAGCAGGCAAUCAAUUUGAUCGCCUCGCAGGUGGAGGCCGACGAGAAUACCGCCAAAGACCUUCGCAAUGGCGCCAAAUUUGCGGAGGCAUCGAAGAAGCAUCGAGCCAAUGUCAAGCAGCCGAAGCUGGCAUAA